GGGGGGCUCAUUUAGAGGCUCUCCCCGUCAACAUAUCUGUCAGUGCUGCUGAGAUCUGAGAUGAUUAUGGGCCCCUUGUGUUUCUCCCGACCCCCACGCAUCCUCGCUCUCCUACUCGUCGCCACACUUGCAGGGGGGAUUCUCUCUCUCUCUGUUUGGUCUGCGAUGGUGCUACUCUGCCUAACCCCACUCAAGAUGCUGCCCAUACCGAAGGCCCUGUAGCAGACACCAUGGCAGUGACGGAACUAUCAGAGCCUGGCUCUGAGACAGAAAACACCUCACUGUCUACUGAUGUCCCUAAUGAUGUCCCUGUGGAGGAAGAGGGCCUUGUGGUGGAGGAGGGAGUUGUGGAGGAAUGGGGCCUCGUGGUGCAACAGCAGCCCGAUAAAGAGAAGGCAAUGGCGGGAGACGAUGUGGUCUUCUCCUGCUUGCUGUCUGGAGGUGACCCAGAGGGGAUGGGUGUGCAGUGGGUGGUCCAUGGGCACAAGGAGAGGCACACCAUACUGGAGGGCAACCAGAUGUCUAAGGAUGCGUUUGCAGGCCGGGCAUUCCUCUCCGGAAACCCCACUGCUGGGGACUUUUCCAUGAUGCUGAGGAACGUAUCGAGAGUGGACCGCGGUAUUUACCACUGUCUCCUCACUCCCCAUAAUGGCACCACUGUGGAGGGGAGUGGGACCAAGCGCAGCAUCCAUGAGGACCAGGGUCAGUAUUGAAUGCUGGUGUGCUGCUUGAGGAUACAAACUCAGCAGUGUAAAAACACCUGUAGCCAGAUGAAACAGAGUAACUGGGACCGAUAUGUAAAGUAUCUGGAUAUGUAUAAAUAGAACUGUCUUGACACAAACCGGUUCAAAGUGUAGUGUAUUAAGAAUUAUGACUUUGUUAAUGUUUUCAAGUGGAAC
Messenger RNA from Coregonus clupeaformis (lake whitefish), 899 nucleotides. RefSeq names its product Immunoglobulin superfamily member. Bases 231 to 713 code for a protein of 160 amino acids. NCBI's taxonomy places the organism in Eukaryota, Metazoa, Chordata, Actinopteri, Salmoniformes, Salmonidae. The record is from RefSeq and is a predicted model, not a curated record. The transcript is spliced from 2 exons.